AUGGAAUCGCCUGUGGCCAUUUGUGGUCUCCUUUGCCUGCUGUUCAGCCAAGCUGUCCCCAUGUGUGUGCCCACGGACUACACUCUGUAUGAGGAGAGACAUGAAUGUGACUUCUGCAUGGCCAUCAAUACUACCAUUUGCAUGGGUUUCUGCUACUCAAGGGACAGUAAUAUGAAGGAGCUGGCCGGACCACGUUUCCUGAUCCAGAGAGGCUGUACCUAUGACCAGGUGGGGUACCGUACAGUCAUACUGCCUGGUUGCCCACUCCAUGCCAACCCUCUCUUCACCUACCCCGUAGCCCUCAGCUGCCACUGUGGCACCUGCAACACAGACAGUGAUGAGUGUGCCCACAGGGUCAGCAGUGGAGACAGCUCCAGGUGUACCAAGCCACUCAGACACAUCUACCCAUACCCUGGCCUGCACAACUACAUCCACCCCAACUAA
Messenger RNA from Coregonus clupeaformis (lake whitefish), 444 nucleotides. Its product is annotated as thyrotropin subunit beta-like. NCBI's taxonomy places the organism in Eukaryota, Metazoa, Chordata, Actinopteri, Salmoniformes, Salmonidae. Gene Ontology annotation, molecular function: hormone activity. The transcript has 2 exons. Gene Ontology annotation, cellular component: extracellular region; cytoplasm. The record is from RefSeq and is a predicted model, not a curated record. Gene Ontology annotation, biological process: G protein-coupled receptor signaling pathway. Bases 1 to 444 code for a protein of 147 amino acids.